AUGAUGGAGGAGGUGCGGCUCCUGGGUCAAGUGGUCCGGGGUCAUACGGCCCAGGAUUCUGCGGACCGGGAUAUUACAGUAGGUACUCAAAAGUAUGCAGCCAUGGUAGAGUGCCACGGUAUGCUAUGCAGCCAGAGUACACAAGCACGGCUUGCAGCCAGGUGGCCGCAAUACCGCGUGGCACUGGUGCUGAUCCAGAGUGGCAUAAGUGUGCCAGGAGAGGACACUGGAGCGGCAGAGAAGGCAGCAACACUCUGUGCCGCUGUGACCUCCCUGCCAAGCACUGUCGUGCUGCCCCAUUCUGACGCACACCUCCUGGGCUACACAGUGAGGCUGGAGACUGCCCUCAGUGAGAUAGCCUGGUCCUUCUACCUCGGAGAAAUCAAAGGCGUGAGAGCCCACCGCGAUUUCCUCAACAAGACCAACCACAGCCUGCUCUUCGUGCGGCACCAGUUCAAGCUCGGCUUCCUGAACGAGAUGCGUAAUGACCGGCAGACGGCUAUUAAACACUAUGCACAGUGCUACCACCAUCUACUAGAUCUCAGAUCAACAGACACAAACCUCCAUGAGAUACGCAUUGUGGCUGCAAUAGUGAACUACAAGAUCUGCCGUCUGGACUUUGCUCUCAACCUCCCACGAGAUGCUAUUGCUCAGUUCCGCCGACACAUUGACCUGUUCCGUCAGAGGACUGGGCCCAAGGAGCUCAUCUUUGAGCAUUACGCGUGGCUCUCUAAGCAGUAUCAAAUCUUUGGAGACGUGUUUGAAGAAGCUGUUCGCUUGGGGUUGCCAGCUGUGCAGACACAACAUCCUGGCUUUUACUACCAACAGGCGGCACAAUACGCUGUACUCAGAAGAAAAACAGCACUCCAAGUUUGUAAGGACGUGACUGCCCCAGUCUCCGACUUACUUGAGGGAUGGAACGAGCUAGAGUUCUACGGGCAGCGACCUUGGAGGCCUGGCAAGCACUCCUUAGAACCACCUGAGCAGCAAAGGGAAGCGGAGGGCAUCAGGGAGGUCCAGUACCAUGAAGUGAAGGAGGUGAACCACUCCAACGCCAUCAUCCCGCUCUUCUCGUCAGCCAUCAGUCAGUUCAAGAAGUACCGCUGCCCACGGAUCAAGCGUCACCUCAUGGUGCAGAUGGCAGAGGAGUACCACCAGGCCAGCGACCCCUCCAAAGCCCUCACACUGUUGAACCACGUGAUGUGGGACUACCGGAGCGAGCGCUGGUGGGGGCUGCUUUCGUCCUCGUCCCGCCUGGCCCUCCAGUGCGCCUACUGUACAGCGGCCAUCACAGAGUACUUCGGCCUUUCACUGGAGUUUGUGGGAGGGCGGGUGCAGGCAGCGGCACAGGAGAAGAGGAGGGUCUUCGACAAUGUGAUGAGGCUACUCAGUGGUCAGGCACCAGAACCUGAGCCAGACACUCCUCCUGAGGUGGUUACCAUGGCAACAGAGGCCUGGUCCUCCCUGCUAGGUGGGGGACAACUGGCACCUGUCACAGUUGACAUGACAACGCUGGUGCCCUGCCUGGAGGUCAGGGCCUCCUUCGGGCAGAGCCAGUUCCAUGUGGACCAGGAAGUGGCCAUCACACUCAUGAUAAGAAACACGUGCCAGGAGCCCCUUCAGCUGAGCUCCCUGGGGGUGACCACCAACUCCCCCUCCUACAACGACCGGCUGCUGGAGACGCGGCCAGAGCACCUGCUCCUCGAGCCGAACUGCGUCAAGGAGCUGUCCCUGAGCUUCAAGCCCUUGGUGGAGGAUGUGAGGAAGAAGGUCAAAGUGAGCGGCGUGAGGGCUCAGCUGGGCACGCCAGGAAGCAGCAUAGUGGUGAGCCUGCAGUGGUCUGGCCCCGGCAACGAGGGGGUCACCGUGCACGCCGGAAACACUCCGUCUUUCUCAGAGUUCAACAUUCUCUGUGGAGAUAAGUUUGACACAACAGUUCCCAUCGCAGAGACGGAGAUUUUGCCCCGACAACCAAAACUCCAAGUCAAGACAGAGCACGACUCCACAGCUCUAGUGUGGGAGUGGCUGCCCAUAUCGGUUCAGCUGACCAACGGAGAAGAGAGCUUGGUCUCAGACAUCUUGGUCAGCUUUGGGCUCGACUCCUCCUCACAUUCCAACCUGGAACAUGCAACACAAGUUUGUACGUCAUCUGGCCUGCAGAGUGACAAACUGGGCUCACAGGUCAACCACUUCCAGUCUGGGGAUUUGGCCGUGGGAAAAGAGUGCUCUCUGACCUUCUACGUCAAGUGCCUCACUGCAGCAGAGAGGACUCUUAACCUCAAGGUGGAAUACACAGUAACAGUGUCAUCAGGGACGACCGUCAGCCACUGCCCCUGUGUGUACGAGAAAUCCUUUCAGAUUCAGGCUAUGAUUCCCUUCCAGGUCAGUGUAGAAACCCAGACGAUGCGUUUUGAGAAGGUGGGAAGGGUAGCUGGAGCAGAGAAUUUCCUGGUCAUUCCAAGGAUCAAGUGCCUGUCACAUGUCCCCAUUACGCUCACCAAUUCCACGCUGGCCCUGGCCAGUGAAGCUCAGGUCAUGGGAGGCGAGGCCAUUUCACAGAUUGCAGACACGGAGCUGUGCGAUGGGGAGAUGGGGGCUGACUGCUUCUGCAUUGCCCUGUCCCCGAGAGCAACGCCAAACACGGCCGUGACACUCGGGCAGUAUGUGCUUUACUGGAAGAGGUCUUCAAGCAGUUCCCCAGCAGUCAGCGUGAGCGUGGGCCUUCCUUCUGUGGUGGUGGAGCAGUGGGGGGUGUGGGUGGAGUGCGAGGUUCCCCCCCAAGGUGUGGUACGGAGCCCCCUCACUCUGGCCUAUAACAUCGCCAACAAUGCUGCACACACCAUGGAACUGGCCCUCACCAUGCAGGUCUCGGACGCAUUCAUGUUUGCUGGACACAAGGAGCUGCGUCUCAAAGUGCUGCCGGGGUGCAGCGAAAGAGUGACAUACACCCUGUACCCACUGCUGGCGGGCAAUGUGCAGCUGCCCAAGCUGUGCCUGAGCAUCGAGACACAUUCCCCCGGCCAGCCAGCUUCCCUCGAAGCACUGCUGGCGCGCAUCCUGCCCACACAUAUAUACAUCAUGCCUCAAGCUAAGAGGAACGACACAGAAGUAGCAGCUUUGUCUGGCCAAUUCGCAGCCAUGGUCGCCAGCUGAUCUCCUCCCCAUUGCGAAAGGACCAGCUGCUCGCGCGCUGUGGAAGGAAGCAGGACGCACUGUUUAGGCUGGAAGGGAGGCAGGGUUCAGGUGAUAGGAAGGGAGGUAGGGCUUAAAUGGUAGAUUCUGACUCCUUUCUUUUCUCCUUCUACUUGUUGAGCAGCUUUCAUCCUGAAGUAUGCAAUAUGGUGUCCCUUAACAUUUUAUAUUGCUUAUGUGGUGAAGCGAACGUUGAGGUGUCAUCCAUUAUUUGUGCUGCAGGCAAAGGGACACACAAAAUCAACAAGACAAAUCUGUCUUGUGGUCAGUGUUUGUGUCUUAUUUUGUUGCCGUAUUUUUUCAGGGGGGGAGGGGGUCACUGUAUUGCACAUUUGGAUCUCUGUUUUAUUUUAUGUAACUUUAUUUUGUUUGUGUGACUGCAUGUCAUGAGUGUGACUAAACAGCAUUAUAAUUAAAUUAAGUUAAGGAAAAAAUGUCCAUGAAACAAAUCUUUAGAAACAAGUUUUACAAUUGUAACUUGCAGAAAUUGCAUUCUGAAAUAUUUUAUUUUAUUUAUGUAAAUGGUCUUGAUAUAUUUAUGAAUUUGGGGAGACAUUAAAGGAGAAAGAGGAAGUCUACUUACUGAAUAAACAGUAAAACAUAAGGGUGCUUCUUGUGCAGUUACCUUGUAGGUUCUCUUGACUCUCAUUAUCUAAUGCUAAGUUUUUAUCAUUGUUUACUGAUAGUUAUGUUGUAAUUUUUUUUUUUUUUUUUUUUUAUGCAAAAAAUGUGCCAGGAAUUUCUAGUGAAGAGAAUAUAUUAUCAAAAGUUUGUUAAAGAUUUUUUUUCUAAUUAUGUUGAAAAACCUGUUUAGUAUAACACUUUUCCAAAUGUUAAUUGUAAUGUAUAAGAACAUAUAUGGAAAUCACAGCAAAUCAUACUAUUUUUCCCUUAAAAGUCACCUGUAAAAUUGUAGCCACACUUUGGGGUGCGAAGUUGCUUGACGUGAGACAGAACCAACUACAAGACAUGAGCUUCCUUCAUGAACAGAUAUCUUCAAAGACAGAGGAAACAGAUUUAGAACUUCAAAGUCUGUUUAGUCUAGUCAAAAGACACUUACAUUGUUUAACUUAUAUAGGGUAAUUGCUGGGGAAUUUUUCCUUUAUAUGGAGAGACAGCAGCAAAACCUUGCAUCUAUGUACUAUUAUUAUUUUUAAACUGUUAUGUAUGUAUUGCUGUAUCUUGAGAGGGAGAGAGAGUGUUAGAGUUUUUAUAACGGACUAAUGUCCUUUAUUAUUAUUUGAAAUGGUAUUUUCCAUAUUCAUUAUUUGAUAACCUGUUUAUUGCUUUCAUAAUAUAGCAUUUACAGGACUGGUAUUAACCACAUAAGAGUUAUUAAUGUAAAUCUGUUAUAUUCUGAAAAUUAAUUAAUAGUGUAAAUCUGUUAUAUUCUGAAGAUUAAAAUUAAACAUUAA
Messenger RNA from Penaeus monodon (black tiger shrimp), 4607 nucleotides. Its product is annotated as trafficking protein particle complex subunit 11-like. The record is from RefSeq and is a predicted model, not a curated record. Gene Ontology annotation, cellular component: cytoplasm. Lineage: Eukaryota; Metazoa; Arthropoda; Malacostraca; Decapoda; Penaeidae.